Messenger RNA from Carassius carassius (crucian carp), 749 nucleotides. Its product is annotated as stonustoxin subunit beta-like. The transcript has 2 exons. NCBI's taxonomy places the organism in Eukaryota, Metazoa, Chordata, Actinopteri, Cypriniformes, Cyprinidae. The annotation marks the transcript as partial. Gene Ontology annotation, molecular function: protein binding. The record is from RefSeq and is a predicted model, not a curated record.
UUCUUGCAAACUUCAAAUCAUCACACAUUAUUCAUCAGUGGCUUAUAUUUGUCUCUGUUUAGUUUAGACCAUGGAAACCUUUUGAGAAUCACACCGGGACUGAAAAAAUAUGCCUGUGAUCUCACACUGGAUCCAAACACAGCACACACUCAACUCGUCCUGUCUGAAGGGAACAGAAAGGCAAAACACGUCCAAGAUCACCAGCCAUAUCCUGAUCAUCCAGAGAGAUUUGAGCAGCAUGAGCAGGUUCUGAGUCGACUGAGUUUGACUGGACGCUGUUACUGGGAGGUUGAAUGGAGCGGAUGGGCUUAUAUAGCAGUGACAUAUAAAGGAAUCAACAGGAAAGGAGGAAGUGAAUCUUGGUUUGGGUACAAUGACAAAUCCUGGAGUCUGUACUGCACUGAAGACAGAUAUUCUGCCUGGCAUGAUAAUAAGAAAACUGAUAUACCAGCCCCUUCAUACUCUACUAGAGUAGGAGUGUAUGUGGAUGAGUCGGCCGGCACUCUGUCAUACUUCAGCGUCUCUGACACACACACACACUUACACACAUUCAACACCACAUUCACUGAACCCCUCUACGCUGGGUUCAGAGUGUUUAAAUCCUCAUUGUCUCUGUGUCAGUUUAAAUAAUCUGCUGUGGAAACAACUGAGCUGUCACAAACAAAUGGUCUAUAUUUUCAAGCAGUCAGAAAUGUAUAUUUUUCCUCUUUUUCUUGCAUAACUUAAAAAUAUUAGAAAGUUGUGAUGCU